Eupeodes corollae is the source of this 6000-nucleotide messenger RNA. RefSeq lists its product as uncharacterized. Bases 1 to 6000 code for a protein of 1999 amino acids. Gene Ontology annotation, molecular function: nucleic acid binding. The record is from RefSeq and is a predicted model, not a curated record. The transcript has 5 exons. Gene Ontology annotation, biological process: DNA integration. Lineage: Eukaryota; Metazoa; Arthropoda; Insecta; Diptera; Syrphidae.
AUGGCGAAUGCAUUAAAAAUCAAAUGUGGUAACGCAAAAGGGCGCUUAACGCGGGCAGCAGCAUUUGUGGAAACAAUAGAUGAAUCCACAACUCUAGAAAUGCUUGAGAUACGUUUGAAUAAACUUGAGACCGCGUGGUCAGAAUUUUCUUCGCUUCAUAACGAGAUUCUCGAACAAUCUCAAGAAAGUCAAGUCGCAAUUCGCGAAAGGGUAAAUUCCAAUGAACUUUCGUUAAAUAAGUCAGCUAUAGAUCGCGGAAGCUAUAAGGAUUGGCCAUCCUUUCGAGAUUUGUUUCUCGGAUCAGUUGACACUAAGACGAAUCUUAGUCCAACUCAUAAGUUCCACUAUUUGAAAUCGUAUCUACGUGAUGAUGCCGCUAAUCUCAUAAAGCACAUUAGCAUAUCCGAUGUUAAUUAUGCUGAAGCAUGGGAUCGUUUAGAAAAGCGUUAUGAUCGUAGACAAUUAAUCGCUCAAUCGUUUAUUGAAACUUUUUUGUCGCUUCCUACUACAAAUGUUUGCAAUGUUCAAACUUUAAGAAAAAUUUCUGAUGGUGCCGAUGAAGUUGUGCGUGGGCUUAGUGCGUUGGGUAAAUCGAGUCGCGACCCAUGGCUCAUUUAUUUGUUAUUGAACAAACUGGAUCCCGAUUCAAAACAAGCUUGGGCAGAACACAUCGGUUCUCGUGAAGACUGCACCAUAGCAGAAUUUUUAGAAUUUUUAGAAGAGCGGUGCGAUGCUCUUGAGGCAUGCCAAUCUCUUAAUGGUCGUUCGGUCACAACGCGUACAAAGCAACCAACUAGCAUUCGGGCUCAUUUAGCUGGGCCCUCAGAUUUAGCUAUGUCAUCAAAAUGUGCAAUGUGUAAAGAGGAUCAUAUCCUUUCGCAGUGUGCCAAAUUCGUCGCGCUAGACAUUGACUCUCGUCGAAGUUUUGUAAAAACAAAUUUACUUUGUUUUAAUUGCCUUCGUGCUGGCCAUUCGUCGCUUAAAUGCCGUUCCUCGUUUCGUUGUCGGGUGUGUAAAUCACGCCAUCAUUCGCUGGUGCAUCUCGAAGAUGCAUAUGAAAAAUCUCAAUCCGCUUCUUCAAAAUCUUCGCUUCAAUCUCAACCUUCGUUAUUACCUUCUACAGCUACAUCUACAACUACAACUACUGCUCCCAAUUCGAUAAUUAGUAACCAUUCGCUUGAAUUUACCUGUCGGAAAAAAACACUAUUACCAACGCUGUUGGCUAAAAUUCAAGAUAUUCAGGGAAAUCUUCUAAACUGUCGUGUGCUUCUAGAUUCCGGGUCACAAUCUACUUUCGUUAUUGAAUCUUUCGCUCAAAGACUCGGGUUUCAUAGAACUCAUUCAAGAAUCCCUAUUCUCGGUUUAUCGGCUACGGAAAUAGGAUAUACAAAAGGGAGUAUAUCGUUAAACCUCCAUUCUCGUUUCAACACAUCUCAAUUAUUCGUUGAUGCAUUUAUAAUGGAUAAAUUAUCUUCGAAUUUACCAUCUAAGUCGAUAGACGUGUCUUCUUGGUCAUAUAUUGAAAAUCUCGAACUUGCUGAUCCAAAUUUCAAUUGCGCUGCUCCCAUUGAUGUUCUUCUUGGAGCUGAUAAGCUUUGGAGCAUUCUAAGGAAUGGACAAAUUCGUGGUCCUGAUGGGUGCCCAAUCGCUCAAAGUACUUCGUUCGGUUGGAUCAUAACGGGACAGUUCUUUGAACCAGAAGAAUCGAAUUAUUUCACGUCUUUUCAUUCGUUAGUCGAUAUUGAUUCGUUACUACACCGAUUCUGGGAACUCGAAGAAGUUCCUCCAGCAAAUAAUACAGCUGUGGUCGACCAGGCGGAAGAACAUUUUCGCCAAACAUUUUCUCGGUCUCCUGACGGGAAGUAUGUCGUUCAACUUCCAUUCAAAACACAAAAUCCAUCGUUCGAAAAAACUCUACCUUUUGCUGUUUCGCGUCUCUAUGCAAUGGAACGUCGUUUCAAUCAAAAUUCCAGUUUGCGAGAAUUAUAUUCUAAGUUCAUGCGAGAAUAUAUUGAUUUAGGCCAUAUGACUCAGAUUCCUCGUGAAGAAAUCGCUAUUCCUAAUGGCAGAUGUUUUUAUCUUCCUCAUCACGCAGUGUUGAAGCCGGACAGCUCGUCCACAAAAUUACGUGUCGUGUUUGAUGGUUCAGCUAAGGACUCAACGGGAAAGUCUUUAAACAGUACUCUAUUGAUAGGCCCUCCUAUUCAACGCAAUUUAAUAGGUGUGUGCUUACGUUUCCGUCAACAUCCGUUCGUGUUUACUGCAGACGUUGUUAAGAUGUUUCGACAAAUUUGGGUUGAUGAUUCACAUGCUGACUAUCAGCGUAUUGUUUGGCGUGAAUCUCCUUCGAAAGAAAUCGAGCAUUAUCGUUUACGUACUGUGACGUACGGUACUGCAUCCGCUCCAUUUUUGUCUGUUCGUACUCUGAAACAACUUGCUGAAGAUUAUAAAUCAGACUACCCAAACGCAGCCCGAGUUCUCCUAGAAGAUGUCUACGUCGAUGAUGUCAUGACAGGAGCUAAAUCAAAGAAGGAACUUAUGGAACUACAAUCUGAAUUAGUAGCUCUUCUUUCCUUGGCCAAACUUCAACUGCGAAAAUGGAGUUCUAAUUGUUCUACUCUUCUAGCUUUGCUCCCAAAGGAAGAAUGUGAAUACUCUAUUUUCGAUACGGAACGCUCAAAGUCAUUUGUUAAAGUACUCGGCAUGCAUUGGAACCCUUUAAAUGACGAAUAUUCAUUCCGCAUGUCAAAAAAUCUUCCAACCAUCUUGUUGACUAGGCGCUCGUUACUGUCAGAAGUGUCGCGAAUAUUCGACCCAUUAGGACUACUGGCACCAUCCGUCGUUCUCUUCAAAAUACUAUUUCAGGAACUCUGGUCAUCGAACUUAAAUCUUGGAUGGGACGACCCGUUGCCUUCAGAAUUAGCGGAACGAUGGGCAAAGUAUAGACAAGAGAUUUCGGAUUUUGAGCAGGUUCGUAUCCCCAGAAACUUGUUUGCAUCUUCAUUCGAUGACGUUGAGCUUCAUGGAUUCUGCGAUGCAUUCUCACUCGCUUACGGUGCUGUUUUAUACACUCGUUGUAAGACCACAGAAGGAUACAAAGUCAACAUUAUUGCAGCAAAGACAAAGGUUGCUCCGUUAAAACCGAUUUCGAUUCCUCGCUUGGAGCUUUGUGGGGCUUUGCUGCUAACUCGUUUGUUCAAUCUCAUAAAAUCAUCAUUUUCGUUUAAAUUUUCCAGAACUGUAGCUUGGUGUGAUUCUGAAAUUGUUUUGCAUUGGCUCUCUUCACCUCCUCGUCGCUGGACUACGUUCGUUGCCAACAGAACCUCUGCUAUAUUGGAAACUGUUCCAAGGAGUUGCUGGAACCAUAUUCGAUCCGAGUCAAAUCCAGCUGAUUGCGCAUCGCGCGGUAUUCUUCCGUCAAAUCUUCGAAAUCAUCACCUUUGGUGGACUGGUCCACCAUGGUUAUCCCUUGAGGAAAAUGAAUGGCCAAAACCAAAACUCGUGAACUUUAACCCGGAAGAGAACGAACUCUUACUCGAAAAAAGAUUGUCUCCACCUCAAGUUCUUCUAACGUCAUCCAACAAGUUUGAUGUCAUUGAUCACAUUAUCAAUAAAACAUCAUCGUGGUUUCGUAUGCAAAGGAUACUCGCUUACGUCAUACGUUUCAUCUAUAACUACCUAUGUGAAAAAUCUAAUAAACCUAAUCGUCGAACCUCAUACUUAACCCUAAAGGAAAUCAUCGUCGCGAAAACAACUAUAAUUAAAUCCAUCCAACAAAAUUCAUUCAGUGAAGAUAUUCGUGCCCUAAUAACCAAAAAACAACUACCCCAAAAAUCAAAACUUCUAAAAUACUCUCCCUUUUUAGAUAACAAAGGUCUUCUUAGAGUAGGAGGCAGGAUAAAAAAUGCUAACAUAUCUUAUAACAUAAAACAUCCUUAUAUUCUACCUAAUAACAAUUUUUCUGCUCUUCUUAUAGAAGAUAUCCACAAAGGUAACCUUCACCCAGGAGUUUCCGCAACCUUCGCCAUUGUAAAACAACAGUUUUGGAUCUUGGGCUCUCGUAACAUUAUCCGUAAGAUUGUUUUUGGCUGCAAUAGAUGUUACAAACUGCGAAAAGAUACCACUACGCAACUAAUGGGUGACUUACCAUCGCAAAGGAUAUCACAAAGCCGUCCGUUUUCACAUACAGGUUGUGAUUAUGCUGGGCCUUUUAACAUCAAGUUUUCUAGAAAUCGUAAUCCAAAACCAUCAAAGGCCUACAUUUGUUUAUUUGUAUGUAUGGCCACCAAAGCUAUUCACCUCGAGCUAGUGAGUGAUCUCACUUCUGAAGCCUUUCUCGCCGCUUUUCGUCGAUUUGUUUCGAGACGUGGACUCUGUUCGAAUGUCUAUUCGGACAAUGGAACCAACUUCCAAGGUGCGCGUCGAUGUCUCAACGAGAUGCACAAGUUGGUUCUGUCAGAAGCAUACAAUGAAGCCGUUGCUACGGCACUUGCAAAGGACAGUGUGGAAUGGCACUUUAUCCCCCCAUCGGCACCCCAUUUUGGUGGUUUGUGGGAGGCUGGUGUCAAGUCCGUCAAGUUUCAUAUACGACGUGUAAUUGGAUCAACCAUACUUACUUUCGAAGAACUAUACACGGUUCUUACUCAAAUCGAAGCUGUUCUAAAUUCUCGUCCUCUAUGUGUGAACCAUUUACUGCAAUCCCAGAGCCAACUACUUUGGAAACACCAGUCAACCGACUCUCUCAUUGGAAUCACCUCCAAAAUAUGGUCCAAGGGUUUUGGAAACGUUGGCAUAUGGAAUACAUCACCACCCUUCAAGAACGUCCAAAGUGGAAACGAUCCAAACCUUAAUCCAGGAGACCUGGUUAUUAUAAAGGAGCCAAAUCUUCCACCAACAAAAUGGCUUCUUGGCAAGAUCGAAGCAACAACUCAAGGGUCUGAUGGUCGAGCACGAGUUGCUACUGUUAAUUCUAUCGUGAAAGAAUACAAUAAAAACUUUUUACCGAAAUUCAAUUCGCGAUACCGUGUAUCAUCUUACAAAAAAAGUGUUUUCCUUGAUAAGAAUCGUGAUUGGUUGAAAGGCUUAUUUCAAGUAAAAGAAUUUAAUCAAGACAAUAAUAUUGGAUCGCAGGCCAAGCUUGGUUGGAGGCCAGUUAAGGCCUUUGAAGAAUGUUGCAAUCGCAGUAAGGGGCGCAAAAUUCGUCAACUUCGGGAUGAUGUCCCUAAAGUUAUAAUAGAAGCUGCGGCUUCGACAUCUUCACCAAAGAUUUUAAAUUUUGAUGCUGAUUCUGCUCUUGCCUUGAGCAUUCAGGCAAAGCUAACAAAAGAGCAAUAUGAGAUACUUCGAAAAGCUACUAAAGAAAUUGGGCACGAUAUAUUCCCUUCGUAUAAGAGGGUUACCGAAGCAAGAAAGAAGUGCUACCCGGAUAACUCGACUGCUAGUGAAACAUCUGCUUAUGUUCCUUUGCAAGAUCUAUUAGAUCACACAUGUAAAAGAAUUUUCCAAACAUUUGAAAAAAUGACAAUGGUGAGCCAAGACCAACAUCUUAUCUUGCACACCAAAUGGGGAUGCGAUGGUGCAAGUGGUCAAAGUCGCUACGUGCAAAACUUCGAGGUUUCAAUGGAAGGCGUUUCUGAUGAACAUUUGUUUCUUACAUCCCUAGUGCCUUUAAAGCUUGUACAACAAGAAAAUGAAGAGUUGAUUUGGAAAAAUCCACGACCAUCCUCAACUCGUUAUUGCACAGCUCUUCGAUUUUCCUUUUCGAAAGAAACUCCAGAAGAAGUUAGAAAAGAAAAAGACCGUGUAGAAGCUGAAAUUUUGAAUCUCCGAGAUACUGAAAUUGAGUUCAAUGGAUUCUUUAUUAAAAUAAAACAUGUAAUGUAUUUCACAAUGAUAGAUGGAAAAACUGCACAAAUUGUUACAAAUACAACUUCUAGUAGUAAUUGUACCAUUUGCGGGGCAAAGCCAUCCAGUGUAAACCAACAGAUGAAAACGCUCUAA